CCAAUAAAACCAAAUAAGAAAUCUUUCAUAACAUCUUAAACAAUUGUAUAUACAUGUAUGGACUUAAUUUUCACUUGUAUAUUUGAUUUCCUUUCCAGUUCCAUUGCCUUUUACAGCAGGAUUUAGCAACUAAAAUCGCUACCUGGUACGUGCAUGUAGAAUACGGCGCGAUUCGUUUGCAACGCAUCUGCAAAAAUUUAUGAAAGAUCACCUAUAGAAUCCAUGUCGUUGAUUCAGUCCCGGAGCAAUCUUAGAACUGAACCUACUGCUUUGGAUGAAAGACGUCCUUAGGAUAUCAAUGAAUGCCUAUUGGGAAAUUAUAGACAGAAAAACUUAAAUCUCGACUGACAAGUGACAAUCGAAACAGAUCUUUCAUUUCUAAACCUGCGUAUCUAGUGUCCACUUCGUUAAUACCGACUUUUUCUUCCGACUACUCUCACGAAUAUUCUUGAAUGAUGUUAACGACCACGAUACAACACAAACUAUCAACUGCUUCUGCGACAUUAGAACCAGACGAACUUAUAGAAACGAGUGGUAGGGACACAUUGGAUAUUGAUGCAUCUGGAGAACUAGACGAGUCUGUUCAGCCCACAGUCCAAAGUCAAGAAAACGACAGCAGUUCUUCCUACAUUCCAAAAGAAGAGCAUACCUCUGGAUCCGGAGGAUAUGCAAUUACUUCGAAGAAUGUUGAUAAUUUCUUUUCAUCAAUACAAUACACGCGACUGAGAGAUGCCACUAAUAGCAGUAGAUCAAUGAGGGUCUCGCGAACAACAUUGAAACAUGGAAAAUCAACACCCAUGCCAUCACGGAAAGUAGCCGACAUCGCAGGCUCUACCAGACGUCACGUGACCACUUCUCUUCCACCACAUCAUCAGGUGGAUGCUCGAAUUAUGUCUGCAGUAGGCAUUGGCAUGAUCUUGAUCCUCACAAUUGUCAUUUUUGUGCUAUAUAGAAAAAAGAAGUUACAUACAACUGCGACAUACGACUUGGAAUCCACCCCAAAGUUCUCUGAAAGAGGUGUCUCUAAUGCAACAUAUAUUCUGCAUGAAAUAAAGAGAGAUGAGACAACAUCAAAAAGAAAAUUCGAUUCACCGCCGAGUGAUUUUAAACCGGAAGUUCUGCGAAAGGAUGCAGAUAUAACUACGUAGAUAUCCAGUGUUGCACGAAAUAUUGAUGACACUCCAAUCGAUAUCACCAGUAUUCUCUAUAAAUUAUGAUUUAUAAAGCAUAAAAUGUACAGUGUAUUAUUUAUGAAAUAAAUUUUUGAAAAUACAUAAA
Molecule: messenger RNA, 1278 nt
Organism: Ostrea edulis (European flat oyster)
Lineage: Eukaryota; Metazoa; Mollusca; Bivalvia; Ostreida; Ostreidae
Exons: 2
Coding region: 453-1148 (231 amino acids)
Source: RefSeq, a predicted model, not a curated record